Molecule: messenger RNA, 3245 nt
Organism: Olea europaea var. sylvestris
Lineage: Eukaryota; Viridiplantae; Streptophyta; Magnoliopsida; Lamiales; Oleaceae
Exons: 5
Coding region: 1038-2777 (579 amino acids)
Source: RefSeq, a predicted model, not a curated record
CCGAGGUACUUAAUAGACCUUAUUAUUGGUGGGCUGUAGAUAACAUUUAGGAUUAGUGUUGAAUUACAGUCCUACUUAUAUAGGAAUACUAAUAAUAACCAAUUUUUCUUCAAAAAACCCACUCAUAUAAACCCAAAUUUCUUCAGAAAAUCUCCAUUCUUUACCUACAGACAGAAAAAAUCUCUCCACGAAGUACAGAAAGAGGCCUAAAAUUGAGAAUAGAGUUUUUUAUCUACAAAAAUUACACAGAUUUUGAAAAAAACGUCAGUUAAAGUCGGCGACUAAAGGAACUAGGGUUAUUCUGUUAUACAGAAGAUUUUCAGGGUUUAUUUAUUUCAUUAUUAUUGAUUUGAAGAUUGAAGGCCAGUCUAUUUAUUGAUACUUGAUAUAUACGGACUGCUUCCUUUCGUUUUCAGAGAAUUUUCCUUGCUGCUGAGGGUUCAAAUAUUAGGCUUUCUGGGAUUUUGGGCUUCUUUGUUAUUGUUGGAUAGUUUGGGACUCUAGGGUUUGAUUACCUCUCUGAUUUUCAUCUGGAAUUGUUGAUUUGUUGAAGAAUUACCCUGUUUCGGGAUGUUUUCUGCAAGGAUUAGGAUUAAAUUUUGGUGUACUGUUUAUUGAAAUUUCUGUUUACUGGGAUUUGUCAUUCUUCUUCUUGUGGUUAUCUUGAACACUACGGCCUUGACAAGCCUUUGUUAAUAUGGCGUCCGGGCACCAAAGAACUUACUGAGUUUAGUUUUUCCUUCACGUGAUUAGAAUUUUCUUGUUGACAUGACAGCAUUCAUUGUAUAGAGAGAAUUCAGAUUCUUUCUUUUUGAAGACUUAAGGGUUUUGGCUUAGAAAAAGGAAGAUUAAUUUAUAGGAAAUUUUGAAGUAAGUAUAAAUUUUGGAUUAAAUUUGUCCCGACCACAUUUAAUUUUGUUGAAGUGGGUAGGCGCCGCAUUUAUCAAUCAUCAGCACGCUCGUGGUCAUCAAUUCGAGGAAGCCUAGUCAGUUUUCUUUCCUUUUAUUUCUUUCUAUGAUAAUGUUUGGCACUGGUUAUGGAAAGAAGUGAGCCUACAUUGGUUCCAGAAUGGUUGAAAAAUGGUGGAAGUCAGACUGGUGGUAGCACUACCUCACAUUCAGUGGGUCAUCCUGCAUCAAAUCUUACGAGAAACAAGUCAUUCGCGCAUAGUAAUGGUCAUGAUUCAAGGCGAUAUUCCGGUUCUGAUAGAACCACUUCGUCAUAUUUCCAACAGAGUUCUAGUAGUAAUGGUUCUGGUCGUUUGAGGUCUUACAGUAGUUUCGGUAAAAAUCAAAGGGAAAGGGACCGGGAUAUAUAUGAUUCUCGUAACAAAGAAAAGCCACUUUCGGGCGACCAUGAGCACCGAGAUUUUUCAGAUGUGUUUGGGAACAUUGUGCCAAGUAAAUUUGAGGGGGAUAAGUUGAGUCGUUCACAGUCCAUGAUUUCUGGGAAUCGUGGGGAGACAUGGCCAAAGAAAGUUAUAACAAACUUGAGUAGUGCCAGUAGAAAAAACAAUGGUUUGCUUACAGAGGGCAGUCCUGUUGGCAUUGCAAAUAAAUCAGCUUUUGAGAGGGAUUUUCCAUCCUUGGGAGCAGAAGAAAGACCAGCCACUCCUGAGGUUGGAAGAGUCCCAUCUCCUGUCUUGAGUACUGCCAUUCAGAGCUUACCCAUUCCCUCCUUAACUGUGAUAGGAGGUGAAAAGUGGACGUCAGCAUUGGCUGAGGUGCCUGUGUUAGUCGGUAGUGAUGGAAUUGGCAUCUCGUCUUUGCAUCAAUUCACUUCUUCAAAAUCUUCCUCUAGCACUUUCGGGACAAGUUCUGGUCUCAACAUGGCUGAAACUGUCGCUCAGAGUUCUACUCAUACUCAGACUACUACUCAGUUGAAGUCAUCUGGAACUCCGAGACAUGAAGAAAUUGCGUUCAAACAAUUUAGGCCGUUAAUUCCUGUGACACCAUCCAAGCCGAAAACCUUGGUCUUGAAUUCUUCAGAUAAACAGAAAACUAAGGUUGGCAAACAGCAUACACUGGCAUCUUUACUUCCUGUUAGUCACUCUCCACUCGGGGUUCCUGAGAAAUCUGACCUUUCAAAGACAUCUAAUGUGGGAAAGCUCCAUGUUCUGAAGCCAGCGCGAGAGAGAAAUGGUGUCUCUUCUUAUGCUAAUGAUAAGUUGAGCCCAACAAGUGGUACCAAAAUCUUGAAUUCCACUCUUGUGGCUCCGGCUUCUGGAUCUGCAGUGACUAGGGGCCCACCACAGAACCCAGUCCCUGCCGGUGCCAAUUCCAAGCCUUUAUUGGCUGUGUUGGAGAAGAGAUCAACUUCUCAAGCUCAAAGUCGAAAUGAAUUUUUCAACCUCAUGAGGAAGAAAUCUUUGGCAAACUUGUCGUCCUUUACCGAUCCAUCCACGGCAAAUCCAUCAGCAGCUCACGAUCCAUCUAUAGCAAACUCCUCGAAGGUUCCCAAUCACGAUUCUAUCGCAUCACCAUCUGUUUCGGAUAAGCUUGGUGAACUACGGGAGGUGAUGGCUUCUAAUACUCAUGAGGGUCAUGCCUCAUCAUCCGUCAGCCUGAGUGAGGGCCAUUUGUCCGUGGAGAGAGGUGACUUGACAUGGCAGAAAUAUGUUAACAAUGGAAAUGAAAGUUUAAGCGUGGAUCCUGUAUUUCCAGAAGAGGAAGAGCUUGCCCUUUUACGCUCUAUGGGCUGGGAGGAAAAUGCUGAUGAGGGUGGUCUUACUGAAGAUGAGAUUAGUGCUUUCUACAGGGAUAAUACUAGUACAUAAAUCCAAGGUCAUCACCGAAAAUAUUAGAGUACAACUGUAGUUUUUAUUGCCUCUCGACUCGCAAAUUGGGACUGGUGAUGGCAUUUCUUCUGGAUUGAGUUUGUCCGACACUAAUCUGGAAUCUUGAUUUUUUGGACAUGCUGGAAUCUUGAUGGCUUGAGUUGAUGCUUUCGCUGGUGUCGUGAAAGUGGAAUAGAAGUAACUGAUGGUUCCAGUCCGUAUAUCAACCUCGAUUAUCCAUGUCAGCUAAAUCGGUUCAAGAAUUUUCUGUAGUUCAGACGUGGAGAAAUAGGGAAUAGACUAGGGGUUUUUAUCAAGCUAAUCGAAGUCAUUGAUUGUGUGCAAAUUCUAGGCUUUUUAACAGUUAUAGGAUUUUGAAUAGUGGAAUCUUUCAAAACGUUCUGUUUCUUUAGUUGAUUAAAGAAAGAAGAAAAAUAAUUUACUUUUCUUCCAUUCUUGUCUUCCUCA